GUCCCUGAUUCAUCUUUGUUUUAACACUGCAGAAUCUGGCCUUCUGUUUCAUUGUAAUACACUUUUCUUACGACAGUACCAAUAUAUGUAUUACUACAUAUCAUUCAAGAACUGUAGGGCUUGGGUGGUGUUUUUUUUUUUUUUUUUUUUUUUUGGGGGGGGGUGUUUUGUUUUAUGUUAGUUUGAUGGCGGCGUUUUUAGGUCAGUGUUUAGAAAAGCAUUUUUUCUCCUUUGCAACAGUCAGUUCUGUCCAGACCUUAGUUAUUUUCUAUUAUUUUUGUGUUCACUUAGCCCAUGUGCCCAUGAAACUGCCACCCUUCAAUGCCAGGAAUUACUGAAGAGGAAAAUAAAGUGGAUUUGUUUCUGUGGAGGAAGCAGGCUUUAAUGAAAGGGACCAAUACUUCUGGUGUUUCACUCCAUGAAACUGACCGAAUUGUUCAUUUCUGCGUAGAAGCAGAGUAUCUUUGCUUCUGAAAACAAACGAGGGGGUUGAAAUUAAUAGCCUCCAGCCAUACAUCUCCACCGCAGUCACUAGCUUUGCAAUAAACGACAGCUUUUGCCUGGCUUUGGCAGCACCCCUGGCAAACAGCCCUCCGGGCCGGGCGGCCGGCACCGAGCUCCGCCGCCAGCCGGCACCGGGACCGGGGCGCAGGCGCGGGGCCGCCCUCAGCCCGCAGGGGAACGGCCGGGAGCGGGGCCGCCCUCAGCCCGGGGGGUGCGGGAGGAGAGGGGCCGAGCGCCCGGCCCGCCUGCCCUCCCCUCCCCUCGGCUCGGCUGCCUGCCUGGUAACGGGUGCUGGGGAGUUGAGUGCCCCGCAGAGGGUAGCAACGGGACCAGCCUUUGUUAAUGUUUAUUCUGAAGGCUGCUAUUCAAUUUGAAUGGAGUUGAAAGUUGAAGGAGUUGCUGCAUCCCCUCGACGGCAGGCUCAGCUGUCAUCGAGGGGAAAAAAACGUAGUCAAGGGUGGAGACCAGAUACACGGGCUUCUCGUGGUCCUCGCCCACCAGAGGUGCCAUGCCUAGAUCUAAGGAGGCUGGGAGAUUCUGAUGAAGAGGAUGGGAACUCUUACAUACCGUACAGUAGGGAUUGUCCUCAUACUUGCCCUCUAGAUUCAUCUCCAGACUGGAGAACAUCAUUACAAAUGCCACCUGCGCAGCAUCUCCCAUCUCAACAGAUUUCUAGAAGGCCCUGUCAGAAGAAAACAGAGCAUUCUGUUUUAGAGCAGAAGAUAAUACCAGAAGAUCUGCCAUCCCCAACAGACAAAUAUAAAUUGAAGUAUCGUCAGUAUGAAGCAGAUGUGAAGGAAGAAUAUAAGCAGUAUUCUGAGAGAAUUGCAGAAAAGAAAAAAGGCCCCCAACAGUGUCCAGAAACUUCAAUAAAGGGUACACAGCUCAAAGUUGGGCACAAGGACGAUCUUACAGCUCUUGAUGAGAAAGCUCUUCUGCAACAAUGCUACACAAGCAAGCCCUACAAUAUGCAGCAUGGUGUGAGAAAAUCAGAAGCUGAGGAUGUUGCUGCAGAGCGGAGAAAACAGGCUGUGGUAGAACAAGUGAUGGUGGAUCAGUUAUCCAGAGCUGUUAUAAGUGACCCAGAACAAUCCACACGCGCUGAUGUUUCCAAGGAAGCUCAUGGACUUCUGGGACUUGGGAACACACCCAUGCGUUUUAGAAAAAGAACACUGCAUGAAACAAAAAUAAGGACCAAAUCAGGAUUGACUGAAAGUGUUCUCUCUAACAAGCUACGCUUUGAUAGUAGGAUUAUAUCAAGAAAUGGUCGUGAUGCCUGUAGAGAGUUGAUUGGAUUCUUUUUUGCAUAUGACCAAUCUCUUACUGUGUAUGAAUUCCGGCAGUUUGGAAAAAACAGAACAAAUGCCUUACCUUUCAUUCAGAAGGGAAUUUAUCAUCAUCAGCGAGGACAAAAGAAGGGAAAAGCUUAUGAUCUUAGUGACUUCUAUAUUGGAGCUAACCUAACUUUCCAAAGUGUUGAUCAUAAUCUUCCAGAAAGCGUUAAGCAGAACCCAGUCCUCACCCUUCGUGUGAUAAAUAUUGAUGAAACAGCUAUGGAUUUUCUCAAAGCUCCCUCUGAGGAAUUCAAGCAAGAAUGUUCUGAGCAAGAUAACAGCAGAGUUUUCAAAAAGAUUCAAGGUAUGCUCAGAGAAACACUAAGUAAAAGAGGAGUUCGUGUUGUAACAGGCCUAGGAAAAUAUUUCCGACGUAUAGACAAGAACAGAAAUGGUUUUCUCUCUCAGGCAGACUUUAAAGAAGCUCUGAAAGUAUUCCAUCUGGAAGUGCCUGAAGGGGACUUUGAAUCCUUGUGGCUUAUUCUUGAUGACAGCAAGAGUGAUAAAGUUGACUAUGGAGAAUUUGUUCGUGCCAUAGUUGGAGAAAUGAAUGAAUAUCGGAAAGCAUUUGUAAGAAAAGCUUACAUGAAACUAGACUUCAACAAAACUGGAAGUGUUCCUAUGGUAGACAUCAGAAAAUGUUACUGUGCAAAGAAACAUCCACUAGUAUUGGCAGGCAAAGCUACAGAAGAAGAAAUUACAGCAUCAUUUCUAGAAACAUUAGGAGAGUCCUGCAGCAAUCCCAAUGAAGUGUCCUAUUCUGAGUUCGAAGAUUACUAUGAAGGAUUAAGUAUUGGAAUCAUGGAUGAUGAUGAUUUUGUUAACAUCUUAAGGAACCCUUGGGGAAUUUAGAGUGGAAGAAGACAAAUGAAAAAGAAAGACCUUCUGAACAAGAAGUGAACUAAAGCAAGGAAGAGUUUAGUUGUGACAUGCAUUACUUCACAAUUAGUGUCUUAAAUCAAUUUAAAGGACUGAAAAUUGUAGAUGCUUUCAGAAUAAUAAAAGUUAAGUUUCUUACAGUCUGUUGAGCAGUACUAAGCACUUUCUCCAUAUAAAUGGUGUCCAUGCAUUUUCAUUGUCUGUUCACCAUACCAGAAGGCAGCAUUAACUUGAUACUAGAAUGAAGUGUCUUUUUUGAAUUCCCUCUUAUUUUAAAAUACUAAAAUGUGUGAGAGUAUGUGCAAGAGAAAUUUUAGUUUUAUGAUUUUGUAAAGCUUUAGAUAUGAUGGUGUAAAUAUCUUCAUUGAUGGUGUAAAUUUCUUCAUUUUUCUUUUUAUAAAAAUGCCAUAUUUUUUCUUAUAAUGUUCUUUGCUUUGUUUCUCAUGUUUUAUGCUGGUGGUCAGCCUGAGAGAGAGCAGGCCAUCCUCAUCAUAUUUGGAGGAAGACCACAGUACUGAAAAUGCAGAGAAAGUCACACCAAUUAACCUUUAAACUAGUAUCCAGACCAUCUCUGCCAGCUUUAACAAGCACAAAUGUAUUUUUCAGUGUCCUUCUUUUUCUCUAUUUUGCUAAAUUGUUUUCAAAACAAAUUUAUAUUUAAAUAUCUGGCUUCUCUACUUUCUAUUGCUGUGAUUUUUUUUUAAACUAAUCAAUGAUACUGUCUGUCACAAUGAUAGACAUAAUUUUACGUCUUUUCUGAAAGUAGGAAACAGAAAAGUAUAUAUUACAAAAACAUAUUUUUCACCAAAAAUUAAACUUCAAAUUUAAAUAUUCCUUGCUACUUCAAAUAUUCAGCCAGGUAUGCUUUUCAAUGUAAUACAUCCCGUUAGUUCUAUAAGGUUAAUUGUGUUAAGAAAUAAAAAAUCUAUUAUUAAUUAGUUUUAUAUAUACAUAUAUAUGUAGAAAGCCUUUGGUUUCAAUAUACCUUUCAAAAUUAACUGUAUGUUGAACAGGAUUUUUUUAAGCCUAUGCAAUUAAAGUAUAUUAGUUUUCUCCAUGCAUGUCUGACUAGUUUUGAAUUUAGUCCAUGAUUGUUAAAACCUUCCUCUGAGACAGAAUAUGUGCUUCAUAGGAAUUUAAGUGCAGUGCUGAAAAUGAAUGCUAAAAUGAGGGCCUUUGGUCCCUCUGUGACUGACUGGUUUAUUCUAGAUAUAGCACUUUCUUGUUCUAAUUGCUUGUACAUUGUUAUCUUUUGUUUGUACCAUGUCUGCAUGUGUAUCUAGAAUUGCAAUUUCUCCUCUAAACCCUCAAAUGAGGAUUUUUUUUUUUUCAGUUCAGUUUGGGGCUGCAGAAGUCUGUCUGUGUUGGUUUACAGGGAAAGACAGAUUCUGUCAAUGCUUAUUCUAAAGGAAGAAUUCUGAUGUGACUCAUUAAAUUUUAUUAUUUUUUAUUUUUUUAAUUCCCAAUUGCUACUGGAAUUUCUCUUUCUGGUAAGAUUUUGUCAAUUAGUGUUUGUGGAAUUGGUGAUUCUGAGAAAGGUGUCCUCAGAUUUUACAGUGAUCUCUUUGUUAAUGUGUCUGUUCAAAUAACUGAAAAAUAUCAAGUGGCAUUUUUGUCAGUCUUUUAAAGAAUCACCUACUCUGUUAUUAGACUUGUUCACUUAUCAAUGUAUCAAAUUGAGUUACGACUUCAUAAGUGUGACAGUGAUUGGGAAAUGACGUAUUAAUGUAAUUUUUUUUUUUUUUGCGAGAAAACCUCCCUGGUGAUGCUUUUAGGAAGGUUAUUCCACAUUAUCCUAUGGAGCAGAAAAACUGAUCACAACUGGAUGCUUCCUUAGUAAGUCUUCUUAUCAGCACAAGCUGCAAAGGAUUAUACCUGCUGCAAAUUAAGUGGUUAUAAUUGUUCUUAUCACUAAGGUUAGGUGAAGGAUAGACAUGAAUGAUAUUUCCAUAACUUUGGUAAUAAUGCAGUUUUUUCUUCAUCUGAAGAUAGAUCCUUAAUAGGGUAAUCUACAAUAAAUUCUAAAGGUCAGAAAUUACCUAAAAAAUACAAGCCCAUACUUUGGUAAUUCUCUAAAACCUGGUAGGUAUUAAAUUUCUAUUAAAUACAAGGUCAGUUAUACAUCAGUGGCUGCCUCAAAACAUCAGCUAUGAUGUCUCUGGUGAAUUUAUAAUGGAGUUCAUGAAAGUUCCUUUAAAAAAGUCACUUUCUAUCUGCCUGCUGGUAUUUGUUCUCUAAACUUAAAAUGGUGACAAAGAACUGACACAAACUUCCACCAAGGCUGGCAUGCCAUGCUUGCAGUUAGCAGAAAAAACUAGGAGAACAGAAAUUGUAUUCAGACCAGGGUCUGUGGUGUGGGAUUCUUUUUAUUAUCAGUAGUGAAAACCAGCAUCUGACAAUGCUGGAGAUCAUAGCCUGGACAGUUCCUCUUUGGAAAUCAAACACCAUAGCAGACAAUCUUGGUAAGGAAGUAAUCAAUGCAAGUCUGUAAACCCCAAUGGGUUGUUUCUCUGAGUACCUAGUACAUGUAAAAUUUUUUGUUUGAAUAUACUGGAAAUCUGCUUGUAUGGUUGUACUCUGAGAUGACCAUAACCAACUGUUGUGAUCUAUAUUUCUGUGUUCCUGUAUUCAGAAAAGCUGUCAAAAGACUCUUUUUCAGUAA
This is a messenger RNA of Anas platyrhynchos (mallard), 5379 nucleotides long. The record is from RefSeq and is a predicted model, not a curated record. NCBI's taxonomy places the organism in Eukaryota, Metazoa, Chordata, Aves, Anseriformes, Anatidae.